This is a messenger RNA of Argiope bruennichi, 3829 nucleotides long. RefSeq names its product sphingosine-1-phosphate lyase-like (gene Sply). Bases 224 to 1894 code for a protein of 556 amino acids. Gene Ontology annotation, cellular component: endoplasmic reticulum. Gene Ontology annotation, biological process: carboxylic acid metabolic process; sphingolipid catabolic process. Gene Ontology annotation, molecular function: sphinganine-1-phosphate aldolase activity; pyridoxal phosphate binding. The transcript is spliced from 13 exons. NCBI's taxonomy places the organism in Eukaryota, Metazoa, Arthropoda, Arachnida, Araneae, Araneidae. The record is from RefSeq and is a predicted model, not a curated record.
AACUUAUGCAAUGUUUAUGUUUACAUCGUGAUAAUGAUUUUUAACAGUUUACGAUAAUUCUAUAUGUUAACAGUUUUACGUAAUGACUUGACCUAAUUCCUAAUCUUUAGAAUCUUUUUUUUUUUAUAAAUAUGUUAUGAUAGAUUAAAAUACCUUUAAUAUUAAAUUCAAACUACGAGAAACUCUUCAUUAUUUCAACUUUUUCCGGUUAUUGUAAGACAAAAUGCAGGAUACUUUCAAUAUUCAGGGAUAUUUGAUACAACUGAAAACCUAUAUCAAUGGUCUGUGCAAAGGGAAAGAACCUUGGGAAAUUAUACUCAUUACCUUUUUGACUACUUUUCUUAUUUAUUUUGUGAAUAGAUUUAUUUCAAAUUUUCUUGAUGAUGGGAUUACUGCUACAUUCUGGUACUACUUCCGAAAAGUACCCUUCAUCAAGCAGACAGUGGAGAAGAAAAUAAAAUCAACUACUGAUGAAAUUGAGAAAGAACUUUUGAAGGGAAUGGAAAAUAAAAUAUUUCUACAAAGCUUGCCAAAAAAAUCUUGGAAUAUGAAUGAAAUCCUGAAAGAAAUUGAUAAUUAUAUAUCUUUUGGCAAAUUUUCAUGGAAUGAUGGCUAUGUGUCUGGAACUUUCUAUCCUGGUAAUGACGAGACUCUUGAGGAUCUGAUGCAACAGGUAUACAGGAAGACUGCCUAUACCAAUCCUCUUCACACAGAUGUCUUUCCUGGAAUCAGAAUCAUGGAGGCAGAAAUUGUCCACAUAGUGUCUGCUCUUUUUAAUGCUCCAGAGGGUAUUGGAACUGUCACAACAGGAGGCACUGAAAGUAUUUUUCUUGUUUGCAAAGCAUAUAGAGAUUAUGCUAGAAAUGAGAAAGGCAUUAAGGAACCUAAUAUGGUAAUACCUGUUACAGCUCAUGCAGCUUUUGACAAGGCUGCACAGCUCUUAAAAAUUAGGGUUAAGCAUGUCAAGCAUGAUCCUGAUACUAUGAAAGUUAAUAUUCGCGCAAUGAGAAAAGCAAUUGAUGGAAAUACGUGUAUGCUUGUGGGAUCAGCACCUGCAUUUCCUCAUGGUUGCAUAGAUGACAUUGAAGAAAUUGGAAAGUUGGGUCAAAAGUAUGAUAUACCUGUGCAUGUGGAUUGUUGCCUUGGAGGAUUUCUGGUGCCUUUCAUGAGAAAAGCAGGAUUCCAGUUGCCACCCUUUGACUUCUCUGUGAAAGGAGUUACAAGUAUCUCAUGUGAUACUCACAAGUAUGCAUUUGCUCCCAAAGGUACUUCAGUUAUUUUAUACAAGUAUAAGAUGCAUCGACAUUAUCAAUUUUCGGUCACAACUGAUUGGCCUGGAGGUAUUUAUGGAACACCAAAUCUUUCAGGCAGUCGAUCUGGAGGUCUGAUUGCAACUUGUUGGGCAUCAUUACUCUAUCAUGGUGAAGCAGGAUAUGUGGAAGCCACUAAGAAAAUUAUAUCUGCAACCAGAUACAUUGAAAAAGGGCUGAAGGAGAUUGAUGGAAUAUUUGUGUUUGGUCAACCCAAUGUAAGUGUCAUUGCAAUUGGUUCCAAUCACUUUGAUGUGUAUCGUCUGAGCAGUGCCUUGACAGAAAAGGGUUGGAAUUUGAAUCUUCUGCAGUUUCCUUCGGGAUUCCACAUCUGUGUCACAAUGCAGCAUACAUAUCCAGGAAUUGCUGAUAAAUUUCUCUCUCAUGUGAGAGAAUGCACUGCUGAAAUACUCAAAGAUCCUGUAUCUCGCACCACUGGGACUGCUGCUAUUUAUGGAAUGGCUCAGCAAAUUCCAGAUCGUUCUUUGGUGGCUGAAAUCGUGUGGGCUUAUCUGGAUGCUUGUUAUAGCAUCAAGAAGAAUGAACCACUGCAAAAUGGUACCAUUGAAGAAAGGAAAAGUUGAUUUGGCAACACAUAUUCUAUGAAUUUUGUAUCUUUCAAUUUACGGUACUGGAUCUCGGCUUGUGUUUGAUGUUUUUAACUGUGUCUGCAUUGCUUAUUGAUGCGUUUUUUGAAAAUGUUUUCAUUUUGGAUACUAUAUAUAUUUGGAAUAUAUUUUUGCAAAAUAAUGUUUUUUAUUAAUGCACAUUCUUUCACUGUAGUGAAAUGAUGUUACAUAUUAAUGCGAUUGAAAAUGCCUGUGAGAGUUUAGCAUUAAACUGAGGCAGUUGAACUGUGCAUAUUUUUGCCACUAGCAAAUGUCUCUUAUUAAUUGAAUAUGGAGAUUUAUCACUAAAUUGUGAAGUUAAAUUUUGCAUUUAAUGCUAUUAAAAAUAUCUUAGUGACUGUGAAAGCAUAUUAAUUAAUUGGAGCAAUUAAAUGCUAUAUAUUUAUGCUUUUAAAAAAGGUUAUUGACUGUUGUAGGGCAAUUUAUUUCUUAUCUAGGCUAUUCAUUCCAUAUAUUCCAAAACAUUUAUAUAUGUUUCUGUUACUAAAUAUGAGCAUUUACUCAUAUUGUUUGUUUUGCUGUAUUAAUUUCCUGUUUGUUUUCCUGUAAUCUUGUUCACAGAUCUAAAUGUUCUAUAAUCGAAAUUAUUUAGCAUAUAAUAUAUCAAAUACAUUAAAAAUUUUUAUAACAUUUAUUAAAUUAUAAUGUUAUAACAUUUAUUUCAUUCCAGCAUAACUUAAAUAGGUAAUUAUUUUUAAAAAUUUCAAUAUUUUUGUGAAUUUAAAUAAGAAUUUACUUUUUGGUGUAUAAUUAUAAUAAAUAUUUCCCAUACAUUUUGAUUUUUAUUAUUUAUGUAACAUUUAGAUAAAAAUAUAUCAUAAAUAACUACAAAAAUGCCAUAUUAUUUCAUGUUGUUAUAAUGCAAUAUAUGCUGAAAAAUUUUGUAAAAUGUUCUCAGAUUUUAGACCUUAUGUCAUCAAAAUAUUGCUUAAAGUGAUCAAACUGAAAGAAAAAAAAGUUAAUGUGUUGAAGAAUUUGUGAAUAUUCUGAAAAAAAAAAAUGUGCAUUUCUAUAUGUGCACAGUAUAAAUUGUAAACAUGAUACUUUGAUAUAAGUAUCAUGUUAAUUAUAGAUUUCUUAAUUAAUUAGAAGAUUAAUUUCUGUGAUAGAGAUAAUAUUUUAAAAUAAUAACACAUUAACUCAAUUUUUUUUCUUUUGAUUUUAUUAGUCUUGGCAGUAUAUCAACAAUAUUGUCUGAUGUAAAAGUAAAAUUCUGCUUUUCUUCAUUCAGCACAUUUUUCGUAAUCUUUUAUUUGUAAAAAAAGACACUUUUAAUAUUUUUAAAAUUUGAAAUAUAAAUUAUAAAUAUUGAUAUAGUUUAAGUAAAAAAAUAUUUGAGUUACCUAGAAAGGAUUUGUACUGUAGCUUUUUGCUGGUGAGAAUUAAAAUUUUUUAAUUUUUCUUUAAACAGAUAUAUAUAAUAUUGCUUUCUUUAAAUUAAAAAUAAAUGAGCAGCAUUAUUUAAUUAUGUAUAAACAGAUUCAAUGAAAUUUAGCUAUUAAGUUUUUUUAUUGAAAGGCUUUGAAUCAUGGUACUACAUGAAUGUAAUAAAAUUCUGAAUGAUUAAAAUGCUUUGAAAAAUUCUCUAUCCCACAUUUGGUCAUGACUUUCAGUUCAAGAAACCUUGGUUUUAAUCUUAAAAUAUGGGUAUAGCAACCUGGUGAUUUCUAACUUUAAAUCCUGGUGAUCACAUUAAGAUUCAAUUAAAUUUCCUUUUAGUUUUAUGAAAUCACUUAUAGGAAUUGGAUCUCUAGUGUCUACCUCUUUUUGUUUUUCAUUUGAAUUUGUUAUUUGUUUGUGUGAACUUUUGAUACUACAUGCAAUUGUAUUUUAACAAAUGUAUAUGAAAAAUAUUACAUUCACAUUAAUAAAUGAUUCCAUGCUUUAAAA